AGUCGAUCGUUAAGUCAGUUCUUUCGAGUUGCUCGAAGACGUCGGUUGUGACGCAGUUUAUCGUUUUCGUUGUUUAGUGCACCGUUCUUCCACAAUCAUCUUAAAACGUCGGGGAACGUGUCCAAUCGUUUUAUUUCUUUUCUUCUGCUCUUUUUUUUCGUUUUUUUUUUUUUUUUUUCCUUUGCUUCUAAAUAUUUUCAUCCUCGACCAACAUUUUCAUAAUCUUUCCUCUUCUUUUCUCUUUACCUUUUCUUCUUCUUCUUCUUCUUCUUUUUCAUUUUUUUCUUUUUCCCCUCCGGUAAUGUACGUUCGCAAUUGUACUUGGUGGAUGCGUGAAUUUGACAAAAGCAGGUCGGGCAGGUCGGUCGAAUUUGUGAGAUAAAAAUCGAUCCUGGGUUAGUGGGUUCUAAAUAAGAAAGAAGAGAACGAAGGGUCGAGAGACAAAAAGAGAGAGAGAGAGAGAGAGAGAGAAAGAAGAGGACGAAGGGAGGAAGGACUGUGGUUGCCUCGACCUCUCAGAUGAUCCAGGUAUACUGAUCUAAUAAAUCAGAUUUUUUCAUCUUCGAAGCACGCAAGAUAAGACCGAAACAAAAAUUUUUAUUAUUAUGAUUACGUGGAUUGGUGAGACCUAACGAAACAAAAGAAAAAAAAAAAACGAAGAAGAGAUUAAUGACAAUUAUCACGACUAUCGUAAAAAUGCAAUGACAAGAAACAAAUGAUUUAUAAUUGAUUCGAUCUAGUGAUAUAUUAUUAUAAUCCCUAGUGGAGAGAUAGAUAAGAUAAUCUAGUGAUCUAGUUUGGUUAGUUAACAGAAAAAAAAAAUAUAUAUAUAUAUACGAAAAUGACUACUGUCUUGUCCGAUGAGGAUGGCGGGGGUGGGAACGCUAUGAAAUUGAAACAAAAACUUUUGAAUCGUUCGAAUGUAAAGGAAGAAACGCGUUCCUUUUUAAACUUUUCACGUGAAAACUUGAGUAUAUCGCAGGCUGAUUUGGAACGGGGCUUUAACAAACAACGUUUCAGACCAAACAAAUAUACUGUAUUAAGUACAGUCGCAUUGUUAAUAGCACUUUUAUGUCUCGCUUUGGAAACAUGGAAAUUACGUUGUUCGUUGGUCAAUUCUCGUGAGAUCGAAGAAUUGAAAAGAGAUGUUAAAAGUCUAAAACAUAGAUUUUUACAACAAGAUCUUUUGGACGAAUUGAAAGCAUUCGAGGAACAGCUUUAUGCCGGAGAAUCUGCAGACGAGGAAGAUCCAGGUGAGGUGGAUAUCGAUAACGCAGAAUACGAUUCGAAUUACGAUGACGAGUCUUCAUCCUCGUCAUCAUCGUCGUCAUUGUCGUCUUCCUCGUCCUCGUCAUCGUCGUCGUCGUCGUCAUCGUCGUCACACGAUUAUUCCAGUGAUUAUCGCACCUUAUCCAUUAUUUCAAAGAACUCCGACAUCUCUAAAGGAUUGACUACUAAGUCAACAAUAACAAAAACAAAAACAACGACGUCAACGUCAACGUCAAAAUCAAUGUCUACCGAUUUCGAAUCGACGUCCACUCAGGAUCCUGUUUCGGAUAAGGCAUUGGUUGAAUUAUUUGCCGCAUUAAGGAAAGCCGAAGCUAAGCAAGGUGAAAAAUUUGAAAAAAAUGUCCGCGAAAGUCAUCGUAAUCUUGAACGUGAACGUUUCGAGAACGUUGAUUUACUCGCGAACAACGAGGACAAUAUAAAAGAAAGAUUCGACGAUGAUCUUCGUAAUAAGGAAAAAAAUCUUGACGCCGUUGAUCUCGAUCCGAUCAAAAGGAAAAGAUCGAUAAGGGAGGAAAAUCAUUCGGACGAUGGUGCCGUUACGAAUAGAACUUCACGUCAAAGAAAUCAAACUCAAAGAAAAAUUGGAUCGUCGAGGCAUCGUUUUCAUAACAACGAUGAUUCUGGAAAAAUAGCGAUUAAUGAUCGUUCUUUGCCCGAAUCAAUCAUUUCCUCGGAAAGACAUCCUCCAAAGAAAUUUAACUCCCACACGCAUCCGGAAACGUCUCGGGCAUUUCCUUCGAGUCGCUACAAUGACGAUAAUUUAAGCGACGAAAUUGCUCGAUCAAUUCUGCAGCCUGAUGAAGGAGAAAAGGAUUAUACAGAUCGAGCCAAUUGGAAACAAGCUCACGACAAUAUGGAGAUCUCAAACGUUUCUAAAGGAUUACGUCGAGCAGUUAAUAGACGUCAUUUGAGAGCACCUCGUCAGGUUUGUGCAAUACAUUAUGGCGCCGAUAGCAUAUUAUUCUCUGAAGAUGAUGAACAUACCGGUAAUGGCCGAGCUCGUCAUGGAAAUGGUAUCUUCAAAGCUUGGAGACCAAGCGACUGGGUAUCAGAUUUAGGGAUGAAUAAAUAUUUUGCUUUAGCCAAUGACGGUAAACUCACUGUCCACGAGCCUGGAUUAUAUUUGGUUUAUGCACAAAUUCAUUAUUUGGAUGAACACGAUGAAAAUGGUUUUCAUUUAUUGAUAAACAACAGGCCAUUGUUUCAAUGCACGAUCUUCAGUCCGAGCGUUGGUCACAAAAGUCGAUCUUGUUUCUCGGCACAGGUGACCAUUCUUCAAGCUGGAGACAUUUUGAUUCUUAAAGACAUUGGUAUAGAUAGAUAUACACUUUUUCAACACGACAAGAGUUUCUUUGGUUUAGUUAAAUUAGGCGAGUCCAGACAGCAAAGGCAUCCAUCAACACAAUUACCACCAUAGUGAUGAUAUGAACGUCUUAUCGUCGUUUUUAAAAUUAUAUUUAGAUCAAUGUAAAAUCAACGGGACGUAUCCCCGUUCUUGUUUUUUCUUUUCUUUUUUUGUUUUUCAUGAAAAAGAAUGUAAUGUACAUACAUAGACAUAAUUUGUUUGAUAGAGUUUUCUUCUUUUCUUUUUUUAAUUUUUUUUUUAAUUUUUUUUUUUUUUUCUAUAAUUGCUCAUGAUUUCAUGCUACGUCAACAUUUCUUUCAUCCAUUUCUAACGCAUAACUUUUAUAUACAUACCACGUAUACAUGUAAUUUCAUUAUAUAUAUAUAUAUUUUUUUUUUUCCGACAGUAUUUCGAUAUAACGCGUUUGAUGUUUAUUUUACAAUAUAAUUAUAAUAAAAUGGUAUGUAAUGUUCAUCAAUAAUAUCUUUGUUACAAUUUCGU
Messenger RNA from Vespa mandarinia (Asian giant hornet), 3136 nucleotides. It is a transcript of the gene egr, whose product is annotated as TNF superfamily member 12 eiger. The record is from RefSeq and is a predicted model, not a curated record. Gene Ontology annotation, molecular function: receptor ligand activity; tumor necrosis factor receptor binding. Gene Ontology annotation, biological process: immune response. Lineage: Eukaryota; Metazoa; Arthropoda; Insecta; Hymenoptera; Vespidae. Gene Ontology annotation, cellular component: membrane.